This is a messenger RNA of Pectinophora gossypiella (pink bollworm), 2746 nucleotides long. It is a transcript of the gene Sap130, whose product is annotated as histone deacetylase complex subunit SAP130. Gene Ontology annotation, biological process: negative regulation of transcription by RNA polymerase II. Gene Ontology annotation, cellular component: Sin3-type complex. The record is from RefSeq and is a predicted model, not a curated record. The transcript is spliced from 12 exons. Lineage: Eukaryota; Metazoa; Arthropoda; Insecta; Lepidoptera; Gelechiidae. Bases 219 to 2273 code for a protein of 684 amino acids.
UCAAACCAACUAUUCUCUAUUCUCUCUCACUGAAUUUGUUUUGUUUGUCUAUAGUACGCUACCAAAAAGGUACUUUCUUUCGUUUUCGUUUAUUUGGGUCGCAGAUUUUUGGAAAUUCUCCCUGAAAACAGAAGUCGAUUGUGAAGAAUACUCCUGAAAAAGAAAAUUGUAUUCGUAAGAUGUUAUCUUUAUGAAACUUGGAUGUGUAGUGUGUCACAAUGAGCGGCAAUUUGGAGAAUGAUAGAUCGGUCACGGCUGGCAAAAUGUAUCCUAUUGACUUGGCACAGAAAAUAACUAUUGUGAAGAGCGUCUCCAACACGGAGGUGAAGAUGACGCACUUGAUCCCCGGGCAGCCGAAGACUACAGCGUCUGGGCAGAUCAUUUCUCACACCGGCCCCGUGGGCAUGAUGCGUCCUGCAGCAGCAAUCUUGUCGCCCAGCGUCUCUUCUCAGCCCCAGAUGAUUGUCAGUGGCUCACCAAUACUGCAAGGCACUCAAAUUGUCAGCCAAGGAUCGCAAAUGAUUGGGUCAAAUUCCCAGAUCAUAUCCCAGUCUCAAAUGAUCAAUCCAAGUUGUCAGAUUUUGAGUCCAGGGACUCAAAUCAUAAGCCAGGGGACACAGCUGUCUGCCCAAGUAUCGAACACAAGCAACACAGGUUCUAACAAUGUUCAAGUGACUGUACCAUCAUCAGUGAGCGGCCAGGUGCUAAGCGUGGGAGGGUUAGUUAGUAGUGCCCAGGGUCUGGUGAGUGGGGCCGGCAAUCUGGUGGUGAGCUCCUCAGUGCGUACUCUACCACCUAGUGUGAGAGUACUCCCACCCCAGUCACAUCACUCUAAUAGGCCAGUGCAUGUGAACGUGAAUGUGAGCUCUUCAGGCGGUGUGCUGGUCAGCAAGGGCGUCACGAGUCACGUGCCGCGCGGUCUGGCUGCCGGCGCCUCGUUAGCCGUGCGCCCUGUUACACCAGCUGCCUCUGCUCAAGUAGGGGCAUGGGCGAGCUCGGGCCGUGGUCGCGGCGCUGUCGUGUACGGGCCGCGCGCCCCGCCGCCGCGCGCGCCGCCGCCCCGCGCCGCGCCGCCCGCCGCCGCGCCCCCCCCGCACUCCGCCAUCGUCACCCUACCUGCCACUACGGUGCUCACUUCGAGUGGCGUGAUCUCCGGUUCCCUGCGUGCCGUAACGCCUACACCGCGGCCCGUGACUCCGACCCCAGCGCCCACAGCGCCCCGCCCGCUGCCCCUGUUACAGAGGAACUACCAACCUGCAAAGGUGGUGGGCGUGGCAAGCGUGGGUCCCCGCGGCGUGGUGGGCAACAGUGCGCCGGCGCAGCUGUACUACGAGGUGCCGCGCGCCGCCGCGCCGCCGCCGCGCCCGCUGGCGCCCUACGCGCACGCGCACCAGCCACAAGUGAGCGUGGUAAACACCGUCCAGCCGAUAGCAGAGGCCCGGCCACUGCCGGUCUCUGCCGCAAGCCUGACCGCCCUGCCUCGCCCUACCAUACUACGGAAAAGAGAGACUGAUGGCUCACCAUCAAAAAACGCGAGUGUCGGCCCCCCUAUUUACGGCCGAGAGGGCACAGGAUGGGAGGACGUUCACGCAAGCGUGGAGGGCCGCGAGGGCUCCGGUGGAUCCACCACCAUGUCGGCAUCGUCGUCGCCGGCGCCCGACGACGAUCCUGAACCGAACAGGAUCGACGAUGUCUCGCCUAGGAAGAAGCCUAGAAAGCAAAUGUUGACGAGUGAAGUACGGCAAUGCCACGAGUUCCAACCGGAAGAGCUCCCACCAACACCACCACCUGUCAACUCUCCACCGAAGAGGCCUCAACUAAGCUCGACCUACGUAUGUGGUUGGCGUAGCACAGCUCUGCAUUUCACGCGGCCCUCGGACGUGCGGCGAAGGGAGCCGCGCGCGAAGGACAUACUCGCCAUCGCCAACCAGAAACACGUCCUCACCAGCGCCGAGGGCUGGAAGGUGCAUCAUCUCACCGCGCAAAUGGAUGACCUGGUAUCACUGGAAGCUGACGUGGGCACACAGUUAUCCGGUAUAUUAAAAGCAUUAGAAGGUGCAGGCGGCCGAGCACUCUCCGCUCUGCAGCCACACACGCAUAAUUUAUUAGAACUUAUUAAGGGUAACAUACAAAGAAGCAAAAUAGUUUGCGAAGGAAUUCAAGAGGCCCGCGAAGAUAUACUCAGAGUAUUCACGCACAGAAACUUCGUGUCCGACAUCCUCACGCGACAAGCUGACAAACGGUGCUUCCGAAAACACAGAUCGCAAUCAUAGCAAAAGGCCUAGCGGCCUACCGGCCUGCCGGCCAAAAAGAAGACUGCAAAGAAAAAAACAAGGGUUGUCAAAGAAGCCAGCCCUCAACCAUGUUGUUCUAAAUCGCUUAAGUGAACAGUGCCGGCAUAACUUCAACCCUGGUUUGCAGUAUAACAGACAUUUACCUCUCGUGAAAUAAACAGACAUUGACAUUAUGAUUAGUGUUUAUUGUUGGCAUCUGUGAACAUUUUGCUAGAUAAUUAAGUCCUUGCUGUAAAAAAUAUACACUCAGAUAUGUUGCCAAGCUUCAAUGUGUAUAUUGUCACAGCAUGGUCUAUCUUAGUUAAAUAAUUGUAAAUAUGUACAUUUACGCUAUGAGAAUUUCUAAAGAAAAAUAAUUCUAGAAGGAUACUGUGAAUGAGUUGUGUUUAAUUGGUGAUUUAUUUUAAUAAUUAAACUAUUUUUUAUAAGAAUAUAUAGUUCUUUCACUGAAA